This is a messenger RNA of Hemibagrus wyckioides, 3741 nucleotides long. RefSeq names its product protein kinase C-like 1. The record is from RefSeq and is a predicted model, not a curated record. Bases 834 to 2966 code for a protein of 710 amino acids. Gene Ontology annotation, biological process: protein autophosphorylation; negative regulation of apoptotic process; regulation of mitotic cell cycle. Gene Ontology annotation, cellular component: cytoplasm. NCBI's taxonomy places the organism in Eukaryota, Metazoa, Chordata, Actinopteri, Siluriformes, Bagridae. Gene Ontology annotation, molecular function: ATP binding; protein serine/threonine kinase activity. The transcript has 18 exons.
UGAAAAAAUGAGAGGUGCAGUCGAAUAUGAAAUAUAAUUGUGCAAUGGGAUUUGACUAUUGUUUACUAGCUCUUCUGUGAGCUACUUUAAACUAUUUAAAUGAAGAUUUAAAAAUAUAUUGUGGAAUUAAGUUACAUUAAACGUGCAGCUUUCUUUUUGGGAAGCUGAACUCACUCUUACUGUUUGAAAUACACAAUAUUGCCAAAGGUUUUGGGACACCCCUUCAAAUGAUUGAGUUUAGGUGUUGUUUUUUAGUGGUUGGGCUCAGGCCUCUGAGAAGUCUGAGAGCUAAAAUAACUAAGCAGAUAAAUCCUGCUGUAAUUAAAACCUAGCUGUUAAGAGAAAAACUAAUCUAAAAACAAAGCGAGUUACAGCAUGAUUUUAUGAGGGUCGACCAUAUACUGCAUAUAACACCUCCGCUGGUUUCCAACAGAACGUCGACCCUUCCAACAUGGCGGAGGAAUUGACGUGUCGGUAUACAAAUCACAGCGGCGCCCUCUACUGCCUCCUGAUAUAAGUGAAUAUGACAAGCUGUUAAGACAGGAAAGUGUAUUUAUUAACCAUUUAUUAUCAGAUUUUAUUGAAACACAUUCAUCAUGCAUUAUAACCUCAGUUAAUGCUGAAAAAAAUAUUAAGAAUAUAACGCGCCAUGUUGUUGUUUUUUUGAAAGUCCCGCCCCUUGUUGUUGUUUUAAUUUAAAAGCCCAGAGCGCGUGCUUGCGUCAUCUUGAAGGCUCCUAACAGAGAUUUCAAACGAAAACGACCCACACAGCGACACUGCGGAUUACCUGAGCUAUUUCACAGACUAACAGCAGAUUUUCUUGGAUUUAAACUAUGGAUGUAGGUAAGUAUUUUCCCCUUCUAGGUAGAUGGACAGGCCGGGGACUGGCCUGCGCCGCCGGGAUGCUCGCGCUCACCACCGCGGGAUACUGCGCGUAUCGCUGGCUGAAGAGGAGCAGCGAUCUUCAAGCUGCUGAAGAUCAAGCUGCUCACGGAUCUAGUGUUGAUGUUGUGGAGGAAGCAGAGACCACCGAGGUCACUGAUCCAAGCGUCCUGCUCCUUUGCACUGAACACGAUCCUCAGAUGUCAGCUGAUGCCCUGGUCUCUGAGAUAAAUAUCCAGCUCCAGCGCACCAGCCUUGACCCGGAGAAGUCCGCUGUCAUUCUGUUAUUAACAGAAAUGAUGGCCACAAUGGACGAGGAAAUGCAGAGCAACCCUGUUGUUCAUAUGCCCCAUCACGAGAGAGAAAGCAGCCUCUUACAAGGUGAUGACACCUACCUGCCUGAUGGGGAGAACAUCUGUUUUCCUGGCCCGCUGAUGAGAAGUAAGAUCCAGAUGGAUGACGUGCUGCGUUUCAUCAAGAGGAAGUCCGAGGAGUGCCUACAAAAGGUGGAGGAACCUGACCAGAAGGAGGCCUAUUUCUUCUGGCAGAUGAUGGAGCUGCGUUGCAGCAAAAAUGGAAAAGCACCGCUGGCAGACAUCGCCACUGUCCUUUUCAAGAGCUACAGGCUUCUGAAGAAAAGGGGAGAAGUUAACAACCAAGACAGCUGGUGUCUUCAGCUGGCGGAACUUUUGUGCUCUGCCGACCCAGAUGAUGAGAUUUUGGAUGCCUUGACUCAAAUGGGAGAGGACCUUGACUCCAGAGGACUGUGGUAUGCUGCACAGCUGUGCUUCAUCGCUGCAAUGGAGGAGCUGCAGAUUUUACAGAGCCCCAGCUUUGAGCUUAUUGGCUGUAACAGUCUGCCAAUCAGCCAAUCAGCCAUGAGGGAAGCAAUCCAACGUUCUGAGGUGUAUGAAUAUGUAUGCUCCCUGACCACAGGGCUUCCCCAGCCAAAUUUCCAGAUCUUCAAGUGCUAUCACGCCAGCAAGCUAGCAGAGUUUGGCCUUUUCCACCAAGCCUUGGAGUACUGUGAGACCAUUGCUACAGCAAUUGCUAGAUUUCCACUAUUAAUCACGAAGACCACGAUGGAAAUGACCAUUGCGCUGUCUGAGAAGCUACAGCAAGGAAAGGGAGAAGAACCAGAAUGGCUCCUAAACCUUCGUCAACUGUACGCCGACGAAGAGUUUAAGCUGAGGAACUCCGAAUGUGGCCUUAUGACUAGCGAGAUGUUCACUCUCCAGCGUCCACGUCGGGAAGGCCACAUUACACCAUGGGAGGUGUUUGAGUCCCUGUACACUCCGGGAGAGCUGCUGGGUGAAGGAGGCUUCGGGAGUGUCUGUGCAGGAGUCCGAAAGGCUGAUGGAAAACAGGUUGCCAUUAAAUAUGUGGGAAUGGAGAUGAACGAAGCUUUCAUCACCAUUCCUGGAGAGACACACAGCCUUCCUCUGGAGGUUGCAUUAAUGCAAAUGGUGUCCAAGCCCUGUCACCAUGAGAAUGUCUUACAGCUGAUCGAGUGGUUCGAGAUGUCCGACUGUUACAUCUUGAUCUUGGAGCGACCCAGCCCCUGCACAGACCUCCUAAAAUUCCUGAAAGGUCACAAAGGCCGACUGUCAGAACCACUGGCACAACGCAUCAUGCGUCAGGUGGUUCAGGCCGCUCACCACUGCUCUGACUGUGGUGUCCUGCACCGGGACAUCAAGCCAGAGAAUAUACUCAUCAACACCGACACACUGCAGCUGAAGCUGAUAGACUUUGGCUGUGGUGAUUUGCUGCAGGACAUCCCCUACAGAUAUUAUGCAGGAACUACAGCUUACUCCCCACCUGAGUGGUUAUGUGAGGGCGAGUAUUUAGGUGUUCCUGCUACCGUCUGGAGUCUGGGAGUUCUACUGUUCGAGAUGAUGUGUGGAGACCUGCCCUUCCAGUGCGAAGACGACAUCAUUGCCCGGGACUUGCACUUCGCUCACGACCUGUCUGAAGGUUGCCGUGACCUGAUCCUGUGUUGUCUGGCGCUAUAUCCUCACUCGCGCCCAACGUUCGAGGAAAUCCUCAGCCACAGAUGGUUUGAGGAACCUCAGAAGAAUGUUUAGCCAUUUGGAUGUCCACUGUGGUGUUACGCCUCGUGAAGGAGCAUGUCCAGGAGAUGCUGAAGGCCAUGAAGGGAGUCUGAGCAACACUCUUCUAACACACACACACACACACACACACACACACACACCUCUCUGUCUCAGCCAAGUUAAAGAGUGAUCAGGACAUUUUAGGAAAUCUGUUGUUGGCUAUUCAGUGGUCAUUAGAAUAUAAAACUAAGAUUAAACUCUGCACUUUUGCCCAUUCAUUUGUAGAACUGCUUUUGCUCUCCAUUUUGUUUAAUGAUAGAUUACUUGUAACUAAUUUAUAAGAUUAAGCAACGCCCAAAAUUUGAAUAAAGUAUUUGAAUAAAUGUCCUGGUCAUACUUUAAACACAUCUCUUUUCUAUCCCUUUCUUUCUCUCUCCACUUGCUCAAGAUCUCCACAGGUAAGUAAAUACUUAUUACUGUCUUUUAUUUUCUGCAGAUUUAAACCUGUCUUUUCUUCUCUCCCUGAGCAGCUGUACACAACAUCGCUGGCCUCUAACAUCAACACCUGUUAGUGCUCUCUGACCAACGGACGACAUCAACAUCUGCAGCUCCGCCAUGUUUAGUUUAACUUUUUAUUAUAUAGAUUACUUAAGACAUUUAUCUUUAUUAUAGGUUUAAGAUUUUUCUAUACAAUACUAUUUAUUAGACAUUUAAGUUUUUGUUGUAUUUUUGUAUUUUUAAUAGACUUAUCUGUUCAAUAUACUUUUUAUCAAUAACCUUUUAUUAUAGCUUUACAUCUUUAAUAGUA